This is a messenger RNA of Laetiporus sulphureus 93-53, 1686 nucleotides long. Its product is annotated as WD40 repeat-like protein. Gene Ontology annotation, molecular function: protein binding; anaphase-promoting complex binding; ubiquitin ligase activator activity. Gene Ontology annotation, biological process: anaphase-promoting complex-dependent catabolic process; positive regulation of anaphase-promoting complex-dependent catabolic process; positive regulation of ubiquitin protein ligase activity. The transcript has 3 exons. The coding region runs from base 1 to 1686 and encodes 561 amino acids. Lineage: Eukaryota; Fungi; Basidiomycota; Agaricomycetes; Polyporales; Laetiporaceae. The record is from RefSeq and is a predicted model, not a curated record. Gene Ontology annotation, cellular component: anaphase-promoting complex.
AUGUCUGGUCUAAUGAACUCGCCAUUCGGGAAGCGGCUUCGUGCUUCACACCAUGAAGCUGACGAAGAGGGCCAUCGCAGGAUUCGACCUCGCGUAAACCCGAUAUUUGGUCUCCCAUCGGGAUCCAGACCGUCCCUUGACUCGCGACCAUCCACCAGUGAAGCCGCAGCGAGGCCACAGUCGCCUCGCGGACGAGACUAUGGCGACCGUUUCGUUCCCUCAAGAGAUGCAGGAGACAUGCGGACCUCUUAUCACUUAAUGGACGGCGUAGCGCCGUCCACGCCAUCUAAGAACAGAAUCAUACCUACGGAGUCCGACGCGCUCAAGGAACAGGCGAAUGCUGUAUUCACAUCCGUCCUACACUCAGAGGUCACUCCUCCUUCUUCAGGGAGAUCUUCCUCGCCUAGCCGGUCGUCAAUAAGUACUCCAAUACCAUCCACACCGACUCGAAAGCGGCUGUUCAGCUACAACUCACCGUCACGAUCUGGUCCCGCCACUCCGACGCGUCGUCUGGAUGCGCCCACAGACGAGGCAUACUCCAUAAGCCCCGUGCGCGCGCAGAGCCGUCAAUUGCUCGAAAGUCCUCGUCGGCAGCUUCGCAGCGUCUGCAAGACGCCGUAUCGGGUGCUCGACGCGCCAGAACUUGCAGACGAUUUCUAUCUCAAUCUCGUGGACUGGUCGAGUACAAACGUCUUGGGGGUGGGUUUGGGGUCGUGUGUGUAUCUGUGGACAGCGCAUACAGCCCAAGUGGCGAAACUAUGUGACUUGUCAGACUCGAGCGAUACAAUCAGUUCAGUAUCGUGGGUUCAAAAGGGUACUACACUUGCUGUCGGCACGCUAGCUGGCCGCUUAAGAAUAUACGACGCAAAUACCCUUCAACUUCAGCGCACAUAUCAACAAGCGCAUACCCAGCGAAUAGGCGCGCUGUCAUGGAACGCGCAUGUCCUUACCUCCGGCUCGCGAGAUCGGAUGAUCCAUCACCGCGAUAUCCGUGAUUCGAUAAGCAAACCAUUCAAACGAUGCCAGGGCCACAGGCAGGAGGUUUGUGGCUUGCGGUGGAGCGGAGACGGCGGGCCACAACCUUCGUUGCUAGCAAGCGGAGGGAAUGACAAUAAGGUCUGUAUUUGGGACCUCAGGGGAUCCAAACGAGCUCGGCCGGGUGCCUCGGGAAGGACCGGUAGUACCAGCGGAAGUGCAAGCAGCACAGGAGAAGACGCGGGUGAGAUUCCGUUGUAUAAGUUUCACGAGCAUACUGCAGCUGUAAAGGCGCUUGCCUGGGACCCGCAUAUAACGGGCGUGCUAGCGACCGGAGGAGGGACUGCAGACAAGCACAUUCGGUUUUGGAACGUGGCCAAUGGGGCGAUGUUGAAUCAAUUGGAUACCGGAAGCCAGGUUUGCAACCUCACUUGGUCUCUCACAUCGCACGAAUUGGUGUCCACACACGGGUUCUCGUCGACGACCGCGCAGAACCAGAUCUGCAUCUGGAAAUAUCCGUCGCUGGAUAUGGUUGCCUCGCUUACGGGCCACACGCACCGAGUGCUGUACCUUGCCAUGAGCUCGGAUGGAGAGACGAUCGUGACCGGUGCAGGGGAUGAGACUCUGAGGUUUUGGAACGCAUUUCCCAAGAGGGACAAUCAUGAAGCGCGAAGAGAGAGCCGGCUCGAUUACGGGCGGCUCAUUCGAUGA